AUGGUGGUGGCGGCGGCGGCUGGCGACCCUCGGCGGGUCCGCAACACCUGCAUCAUGGCGCACGUGGACCACGGGAAGACCACGCUGGCCGACCACCUUGUGGCGUACGGCGGCGGCGGCCUCCUCAACCCGAGCAUGGCCGGCAAGGCCCGCUUCAUGGACCACCUGCGGGAGGAGCAGGAGCGGGCCAUCACGAUCAAGUCCGCCUCCGUCUUGCUCCGCCACCGCGACGGCACCCGCGUCCACCUCAUCGACUCCCCCGGCCACGCCGACUUCUGCUCCGAGGUCUCCGCCGCCGCCCGGGUGGCCGACUCGGCGCUCAUCGUUGUCGAUGCCGUCGAUGGCCUCGGCGUCCAGACGCACGCCGCGCUGCGCAAGGCCUUCGCCGAGCGCCUCCGCCCCUGCCUCGUCCUCAACAAGCUCGACCGCCUCAUCACCGACCUCCGCCUCGAUCCCGGGGACGCCUACGACCGCCUCCACGGCAUCGUCGCCGAGGCCAACUCCGUCUACUCCACCCUGCGCUCCGGCUCCUACUUGUCCUCCCUCGACGGGCCCACCCCCGCCCAGCAGGACGACGACGGCGGCGAGGACACCUUCGUGCCUCACAAGGGCAAUGUCGUCUUCGGCUGCGCCCGUGGCGGCUGGGGCUUCCGGAUCCAGGAUUUCGCCGCCGUCAUGGCCAUGGGGCGGCCUGGCGAGGCCGGCAAGCUGGUGAGAUGGCUAUGGGGGGCGUACUACUGGGAUAAGGAGAAGAAGAAAGCUAUGGCAUUGGCCGACGGCAUGAAGCAGCAGCCCAUGUUUGUGGAAUUUGUGCUCAGGCGAUUGUGGAAGGUAUAUGAUCAUGGUUUGAAGGUGGACGGCGCAACCUGGCUGCGCGAUCAUGUUGUCCACACCUUUAAUCUGAAAGUAUCAGAACGGGAGUUGCAGAGCAAGGAUCGCCCCAAGGCCGUGCUGGAAGCCGUGAUGAGGGCAUGGCUGCCGCUUGCGGAGACAGUGAUGACGAUGAUUGUGGAGUGCACGCCAGACCCCGUCGCCGCCCAGAGAUUCAGAGCGCCGGCACUUAUGCCGGAGAGGGAGCUGUCGACAUGGGUUUCGACAGAGCAUGCCGGCAUCAUCGCCGAGACGGAGAAGGUGAGGAGGUGUGUGGUGGCCUGCAGCGCAAGCUCAAGUGCCCCUGUGGUGGUCUUUGUUUCCAAGAUGUUUGUGGUGAAACACAAGGAUCUGCCACCCACCCUCAACCACGGCCAAGAUACUACUGGUGAGCCGGAGGAGUGCUUCUUGGCAUUUGCGCGGGUCUUCAGCGGUGUCUUGCAUGCCGGGCAGAAGGUGUUUGUGUUGUCAUCCAUGUAUGAUCCGGUUAAAGGGGACACAACAGGCAAGCAUCUGAAGGAGGUGGAGGUUCAGCAGCUGUAUGAGAUGCUAGGAGAGGGCCUCAGGCCAGUGGCCACCGUAGGUACCGGGAAUGUGGCCGCCAUCAAGGGCAUUGGUGAGCAUAUAAUGAAGACGGCCACACUGUCGUCAACGAGGAACUGCUGGCCCUUUGCGAGCAUGGCGUUCCAGGUCUCUCCGAUACUGAAGGUCGCGAUCGAGCCUGCCAAUGUAGCUGACCUGAAUGCAUUUCGUCAAGGGCUUAGCCUUCUCAACCGGGCAGACCCACUUGUCGAGUAUUCCAUAUCAGAAAAGGGUGAGCAUGUCCUUGCUGCAGCUGGGAAGGUACAUCUGGAGCAUUGUGUAAAGAAUUUGCGGGAGAGGUUCGCCAAAGUCGAAUUGAAUGUCUCGGAGCCCUUGGUAUCCUUCAAGGAGACCAUCCAAGGGGAAGGUGUUGGUUUGAUAGAUAGCUUGAAGGAUCCACAGGGAUAUGUUGAGAGGAUUGCUCCAGAUGGGAAAUUUGCUGUGAGAGUCAAAGUCAUCAGGCUUCCAGAUGCUCUGGUUAAGGUCCUUGAGGAAAACGAGGAAUUGCUUUCUCUAACAAUUAAGGGGCAAACCGCGAGAAGCGACGGAGCAAUAGGUUCACAAUGUCCUCGAGAUGAUGAUGGUUCCAUGGCAGUGCUUAGGCAAGAUAUGCUCAGUGCUGUAGAGAGCGAACUUGAAGCGCUCUCUGCGCAUGCGGAUGAAGUUAAGCUCGAGUGGUAUAGGAAGACACUGUUGGGAUACUUGCACAAAAUCUGUGCCCUAGGCCCUUCGGAGGUCGGUCCGAAUCUCCUCCUCAUGCCCGGUGUGAAAUUAAGCAGCAGUUUGACAACCAUCCAAAAUGGAAGGGGAGGUAUUCUAGUGCACGGCACGUAUCAUGUCUCAGAGAAACUGGGGUUUGUGAGCGUGUCUAAUGAAGCAGAGAUUAGCAACGGCAUUAUCGACGACAGUGAGCCAUCCACAGAUGUUCCUGAUCCUGAGGCACUAAAGAACAUCAUCAUCUCAGGAUUUCAGGAGGUCACAAAUGCAGGGCCCUUGUGUGAUGAACCUAUGUGGGGUCUGGCAUUCAUCGUUGAACCCUACGUAUUCUCUGGCAGCCCAGAUAGUGUCAACUACUCUUAUCAGCACAAAGCGGCAGUCAGGGAAGCGUGCCGGGCAGCCGUGCUUCAGAGCAAGCCCAGGCUUGUCGAACCCAUGUACUUUUGUGAAGUGACCACUCCUAUAGAGCGCCUAGGAAGCGUCUAUUCUGUUCUUGGUGAUUGUCGAGCAAAGGUGCAGGAAUCUGAGAUGCAACUAGAGACUUUCCUGUACAUGGUGCACGCGCAUUUGCCGGUUGCCGAGAGCUCUGAAUUCUCUGAAAAGCUUUGGAACGGAAGUUCAGGUGCGGCCACUGCUCGUCUCACUUUCAGUCACUGGGAAGCUAUUCCUCAAGACCCCUUCUUUGUUCCGAAGACUAAGGAGGAGAUUGAGGAAUUCGGAGAUGGUUCAAACAUGGGACCAAACUUGGCUAAGAAGCUCAUCGAUUCCGUGAGGCGAAGAAAAGGACUACAUGUCGAUGAUAAAGUCGUCAAGCAUGGGACGAAACAGCGGACUCGGGCUAAGAAAGUGUAG
Molecule: messenger RNA, 3021 nt
Organism: Hordeum vulgare subsp. vulgare (domesticated barley)
Lineage: Eukaryota; Viridiplantae; Streptophyta; Magnoliopsida; Poales; Poaceae
Product: elongation factor-like GTPase 1
Exons: 1
Coding region: 1-3021 (1006 amino acids)
Biological process (GO): cytosolic ribosome assembly
Cellular component (GO): ribonucleoprotein complex; cytosol
Molecular function (GO): ribosome binding; GTP binding; GTPase activity
Source: RefSeq, a predicted model, not a curated record